Acanthaster planci (crown-of-thorns starfish) is the source of this 5388-nucleotide messenger RNA. RefSeq lists its product as uncharacterized. Gene Ontology annotation, molecular function: phosphatase activity. Gene Ontology annotation, biological process: phosphatidylinositol dephosphorylation. NCBI's taxonomy places the organism in Eukaryota, Metazoa, Echinodermata, Asteroidea, Valvatida, Acanthasteridae. The record is from RefSeq and is a predicted model, not a curated record.
UGUUUAUCGUUGCUGUGUAAAGGGGAAAAUUUGACGUAGGCUAUGGUACCUGAAUAUAUUCAUUGUUCACCACAAAUGCAAAAAACUAUUCACUGGAGCAGGCUGCUCCAGUAACCAGUAAUGGCCAUGGAAAUCAGCAACUUAGUGGGUUUAGACUCCAUCUCCAGCCUGGAUCAGGAUAAUAAUCUUCUGUCUGCAAGGUCCAACAGCUCCUUGAGCUCCACGGAUGAUAUCUUGUCAAGUAAUCCAUCACGAAAGAAGAAAACCAAUACGCUUUCUCGUUUAAGGAAACUUAAGAAGCAUGGACCCACGGAACUUCAAGAAAAAGUAGAGGGAUUGCCAUCUUCUUCAUUGGUAGACAUCAAGGAUUUUACUGGGAACCAAUUGGACAAGCACAUCAACGAUAAUAUUUCAGAAGUGCCUGACAAAGUGCAAGAAAGUAAAGAGAAUGCAGAUGCCAGAGUUCAGGGCGGAAUUGACGAGGUCUCAUCGCUGUUGUCCAGAGAGCGCGGCACACUUGAACAGAAACCGCUUCCCUCCCCCCACAUCAAGCCUCGCCGCAUCAGGCCACUCGAUGGCAUUGUCGACAGCUUAGAGAAUAGAGAGGCCCCCGAAAAGACAAAGCUUAAUCACGGUGAGCUUGAGAGCUUGAUGGGUCCCCCUCCGCUCGCAAGUCUCACCAGAAUUACCCCAUUGAACGGAGAGACAGGCCCCAAUACCGUGGAGAAAGACACAGAGGCAGGAUUUGUGAGGCCACAAACAGAUGCAAACAGCAAUAGUCUAGUUAGGAGAGAGACAGGACCCUCUCCACGAGUGAAACCCCGUCGAUUUACGAAUAUCGAGAAGGGCCUAAACGAAGAUGCAACGAUAACCAAGGAGCAGAGUGAAAGGGAUUCUGUGUUAUCAAAGGAAUCGUCUCUUGUUCGAGACGAGCAGACAACAAACAAAACCAAACUCAAUGAAAGUAUCUUCAAGCCAAUCUCGUCAAGUUUCGACCAUGUUUCUAUGCUGCCUCCCCGUGAUAUUACAAGCAAAACGCUUAGCAGUGACAGUGAUGUACAGUCGCCUGUAUUGCAGAGGCCAGAUGACAAGACACUUGUAGAAGACAUCAUUAUUCCUGCAACAAUGGCAACAGAACAAGCAAUAAUUCCACAGGCAUCUGAAAUAGUCCAGAGUGAGCCAGCAGGGUUUUCAAACGUGAGAUCGAAAGAUACGCACUCACCUGACGAAGUUGUGAACUUUGACAGUGAAUCAGACACUGAAGAUCUCAUUGUUGUUCCGGAUAACAGUCCAGGCAAAACCAACAAGGGGACUCUGGAAAACAUUUCAUCAAACGUAACGGAGUCGAUCGGGCAAGAGGUAAGAGAUGUGCAAAGUGACCUCGUCGAUGAUGUCAAGGGCAGUCGGAAUUCACUCCGAAACAUGUCCAAUUCUCUCCCUCCCCUCGAUGCAUCUACACCGGCAAGAGCUGAGACGGACCGUAAAGCUUCAUUACAAAGCACAGAUAGUAAUGGCGAGGACCUGAUUGUGAGUACCUUUGCCAACAAGGCUGAGGCGGAAGAAGUGAUCACGCCAUCCCAAACCAAAGGAGAGGAGUCGGUGAUGACGCAUAUUUCUCCUGUAGAAUUGGCAGCAGAAUUGAACAGUCUAAGCGAGGACGAAAUGUUGAGGGCAUACUCUAAGUCCGUCGGGGUAGAUACAACUCUUGGAGACACCAAUGAUGUUGACAAAGAGAGUGUAUCGUUGGAGCAUCGUCAUCGGAGUAUUGUCGAAGAAAGUGUAAAUCACGCUGGCUUAGAGUCUGGGGACCAGACCGAAGAUAUUAAGGCAUCUAGGAAGGGGCAUUCAUCGCCUGCUGCUGUGGAGUCUCCUCCAUCGCUGCCAGGCUCCUCAUCAGAUCUGGCCUCCUUCAAACCUGAUGACAUUGAGCACUCUGUGGCCAUGUCAGAGCCAGUCUUGGGAAGCACGAGCAGGUCGCAACUCUCAGACACAAGCCGUUCCUUCAUGUCCACCGGUGCACUUUCUACAAUAACCACAAGAACUGCAAGAAACAAGACCUACUUGAGCGGUGGGGCGAGUACCUCAGGAUCUUUGCUGAGCAGGGAAGAGCUGGAGCGAUUCUUCCCCGACAGGAAGGUCAAAAUCUUCAUUGCUACUUGGAACAUGUGUGAAGGAAAGGUGUUACCAGAUAAUUUAGAAGAGUUGCUGUUGCCGGAAGAUUGUGUUUUGGUUCAAGAUAUGUACGUCGUUGGAACGCAGGAAUCAUCGUCGGAUGGGCAGGAGUGGGAGAUCCGUUUGCAGGAGAUCCUGGGCCCAUCUCACGUCCUCCUACACUCGGCCACCCACGGCGAGCUCCGACUCGUCGUCUUCAUCAGGAGGGACCUCAUCUGGUUCUGCUCAGUUGUUGAAGAUGACACCGUGUCCACCAGGGCCUUCUCAAUGAUCAAGACAAAGGGUGCUGUGGCAGCUGGCUUCACAUUCUUUGGCACCUCCUUCCUGUUCAUCAACUCACACUUCACAGCCGGCGAUGAGCAAAUAAAGGAACGCAUCUCUGACUAUGAGAAGACCAUCAAAGACGUGCAGCUGCCUUCCAAAGUGCCGCCAACUAGGAAGUACAAUAACCUAAACACCGAUGUGACCAGUCGCUUUGACUGCAUCUUCUGGUGCGGAGACUUCAACUUCCGUCUGGUGGAGAACCGGGCCAAGGUGGAGAACUGGGCAGGGAAACUGCGUGACGGCAAGGAGGCGGACUACCACAUCCUGCUACAGCACGACCAACUGAAGAAGAACAUGAACAAAAAGACCAUCUUCAGAGGUUUCCAUGAGGGGCAGAUUGAGUUCCUCCCCACCUACAAAUACGACAUAGGAGGAGACGUGUACGACACCUCCCACAAAGCAAGAGUUCCCUCAUACACAGAUCGCAUUCUCUACAAGAGCCGUCGAUCAGCCCAAGUUUACAAUGUGCUCUACAAUGCCUGUAACAGCAUUAAAGUCUCUGACCACCGACCUGUCUAUGCAAUGUACGAAGUCAAGAUAAGACCCGGCAAAGAUGACUCCUUGACUUCUGGAGGCAUCUUUUCAAGAGACGUAUUUAAUGAGGCUAACAAGAGACGAACAGCCAAGGCAGCCAUGGCAGGCACGAUGUCACAGAAAUCAAGCACCGUCUGCUCGGUCAUGUAAAGAGACACCUCAGAACGCUGGCCUUAUCAACCCCUGCACACAGGUGACCACACAUUGAUAAGAGAGAGGGAGAUAGGGCGGGUUGGAAUCGGGCAAAGACCUAGCCAUAAGAUUCAGACGUAGCCAUAUUAACUUAUACUUCUGUAGGUGUCCUGUGAGUCCAGUCAACUAGAUAUGCCAAAACCCUCUACCCAAGGAUUCGGAGGAUGCCGUGCCUCCGUAGCAAAGACUCCAAAUGGAGUGAAUUGGAAGGUGCUAUCUGCAUAUCAAAGGAUUAAUUAAUGUGGCGUUCCUUGGAGUAUAUUGCUGACCUCCACUGUAGUUGUAUUUCUAAGCAUUACCUUAGGCAGUCAACGCUAACGAUGAAUGAUGAAGUGAUCCGGAAGAUGCAUCAGAUCAAGGAUUGACCCUAACUCCCUUGGGCAUUCUGCUAGGAGAAACCUUUCUGAUUCCCCCCAAAUCCUCCACUGCACUAAAGACCAACAGCACGUUAUUUGUAUUCAGGGUUUUUAAGGAGCAUCAGUGCCCAUGGAAAGUAGUAACUGGCAUCUACGUUUUCCAAUCCUUCAAGAUCCUCCAAAACCUGGUGGAUUUUUGUUGGAGGGCUGGGUUUUGUAAGCACUGCCUUCUUUUGAACCAGCAAAGUGAAAGUGGCCCCCGCUGCCCUUCUUUAUUUAUUCUCUUGUUUAUCUUACUUUUGGGAUAAUAAAUUUACGGAAUAAUUGGCCUGUUUGGGGAUAAGAUAGAUUUGGUACUUAAUUAAAUUAAGAGUUUAUUUUCUGAACACAUUUUUUGCCCUCCUGAGUUUUUCCUUACUAAGUCCACACGUCUCUCAACCUUUACCGCUGCAGUCCUCCAUGGGAAAGACGGACCCAUGUUGUGACAGUCACGCACAAGCUCCAUUGCCAUUUGGUUACUGGAAGGGUGGUCACUGAUUGUCACGCAGAAUGCCACCUCCCUACAUGUAUGGCACCUGUCUCACAACUCAGUGAUUCACAGCUUGGUUUGUAGAAUGUAACUGGGGUAUCUCAGAUUUCUAAAUAAAAUGUAACACGGCGAUAAAAAAAUCACAGAAAAGUUUCGUAAUCGGCAUAUAAACAAAAAAAUAAGUUUGCUAAGCAUAACAAUAUGCUGAUUGUAUGGAAAGCAUUUUAUUUUGUAGCUGCUGGUCAGUGUUUUAUAGUGCCUUUUCCAGAGGAGAAGGCAAUGUACAAAUUCUGUAAUUCUGGAGCAAGUUUGAUGUGAGGCUAGAUGGAACUGAGCAGUGUGUAGACUUCCAGCCAUUUUUUGGUUUUGUUUUGGGGUUUUGAGUUAAUUUUGCAUUCUUUCCAUGGUAUCAGUACAUAUCCCUUUCAAACUCAGUCAUCUGUUAAUGUGCAUCGGUUCAUCUAGUUUUAUACAAAUACAAUUUGAUCUUGUUGAUUAUUUUCAUCAAAGGUUUAGUGAAGUGGUGGGUAAUAUUUUAAGAAAGCGAAAGCACGCCAUGCAUUUUUCUCUUAUUGAAGUCUUUGAUUUUGUCAUUUUCAAGCUUAAACAAAUUGGUUGAGGGAAUCACCAUCAUCACCUCCCCACUGCUUCAGUUCGAAAAAAAAUAUGAUUAUCCAAUUUGGUUAAGCUCCCGGCCACCAGCACCUCAAGUAACUGCUCCCAAAGAGUUUGUUGCAUUUCACCCAACUUGUCAACCUUUCUGGUAAUUUCCCACCAGCUGUUGGCGAGAAUAUCGGUCAACGUUUUCUUUACCAACUUUCUGUCAGUACAUUCACCAAAGACUUAUAGUUUAUUACCGAUGUGUGUGAUAGUUCUUUGACUUUUUCCGAACGAGCAUUUGAUAUAUUUCCUGAAAUGAUCAAAUCUGUUAUGUAAAAAAAGGGGGUUUUGUUUUUGUGUACUUGAAUAAUUCUGAUGCUUGUAUUCUUCCCAUACACGUGUUCGUCGUUAGGUUUUGCAGCAAUAACUUUUUUGUAAAACAGAAAAUUUUGUAAUAUCUGGACGUGUCAAGCAUUCCUCAUGGUUUGGUACUUCUGUAUGUAUAAGUCUAGUAUUUUUGUAUUCAUUGUUGUGUUUAGUUUUAAUAAUUUGUCUAUUGCUGCAUUGUUUACCAUUUCAGAUUUUCCUGUUCCAUUUUGACAUGUAUUGAAUCUCUCCAUUAACCCUCCUAUGCUGAAAUCACUCUUUGGGUCACUUGGUAAACACCUCAAAGAAGCACAG